UAGAGGAAGUGUCUCACAGCAUGUUUGAGCUGCUUCAGGGCAGUGUUGCUGCUGCUGCUGCUGCUGUUGUGCUCAAUAAGAGUCAGGCGUCUUUUUCUCUGGAGAACUAUAGAGAUCAUCAUCUGACAUUUAAUUGACAAAAUGCUUCAAAGGAAACUAUCUAAUGUCUCUGACAAACAGAGGAAUAAACCAAAGCGUUCCACCAGUUUUGGGAUUUUUGACAGGCCCACCCAGUUCAAAACAGAAGAAAAAGGAGAUGGUUUGCCUGUGGAAACAGAGUCUCCCGAGGUGGAUCCCGGUAAAACAGGAGGUCUUGGGAAGAGGAUGAAGACCAUCUCUCUGACCAUGCGUAAAAAGAUGGGCAGGAAAUAUACUAAAGCCUUGUCAGAGGAAAUGGGAGAGGAAAAGCAACCUGUGGCAACUGAAGAGGGAUACGGUGGAAGUCCUUUAGCUAAAGGUUGCAACAAUUCCAGUAAUUCUGUGGAGAGUUUGUUCAGUUUGCACAGCGGACAGAGCUCAUCCAGUGGUGUGACCAGCAGCUCGGAGGGUUAUAGUAACAGGGACAGCCUGCGUCUAGAAGACAUGCCCUACACAGGCCUUUUCUGUGGGAGAGCCAAGGUCCACACUGACUUUUUUCCCAGUCCGUAUGACACGGAAUCUCUCAAUCUCAAGAUGGGAGACAUUAUUGACAUCAUCAGUAAACCUGCAAUGGGAAUCUGGACAGGGAUGUUGAACGGCAAAGUGGGAAACUUUAAGUUUAUCUACGUUGAUGUGCUGGUGGAAGAAGUCGUGCCAGAACCAAGGAUUCGUUCUCACAGGAGGAGCAGAAGACCUCGACCCAAAACCCUCCAGGAACUUCUGGAGAGACUCAACCUGGAGGAGCACAUUUCGUCUCUGUUGUUGAACGGUUAUCAGACGGUGGAUGAUCUUCGAGAUCUUAAGGAGAAGCAUCUCAUAGAGCUCAACAUUAUCGACCCUGAACAUAGACACCGACUGCUAGCGGCAGCAGAAUGCCUUCAGGAUUCAGAAUAUAAUAAUCAGAGCCAUGGAGAGACAGACGAGGUGCCCAAAUCUCCCUCCGAGCAAAUUAAAACAGAGCUGAAUGACUGUCCCAGAGACUCUGGCUGUUACACUGGAUCUGACUGUUCAGAUAACAGUAAAGAGGACACCGAAAACCAGAUGGCCCCUCUGAGCCCACCAGCAGCUGAAACCUAACCACAACAC
Xyrauchen texanus (razorback sucker) is the source of this 1224-nucleotide messenger RNA. It is a transcript of the gene samsn1b, whose product is annotated as SAM domain, SH3 domain and nuclear localisation signals 1b. The record is from RefSeq and is a predicted model, not a curated record. The coding region runs from base 142 to 1215 and encodes 357 amino acids. The transcript has 8 exons. Lineage: Eukaryota; Metazoa; Chordata; Actinopteri; Cypriniformes; Catostomidae. Gene Ontology annotation, molecular function: protein binding.